CAUUUGAAGUAGCCUACUGGAUUUCUGAAUCGUCAGAAUGACAAAAGAGGAGGAAAACCCUGAAUGGGUUGGUGGUCAGGAAUUUUAUGACAAAUAUGAACCAAAGGAGAUCUUAGGAAGAGGUGUGAGCAGUGUGGUUCGCCGAUGUGUGGACAAACGGACUUCCCAGGAAUAUGCAGUAAAGAUCAUAGACAUCACACCAUCAGAUAAAAUGACACCUCAAGAAAUACUAGAAAUCCAGCAGGCCACUGUGAAAGAGAUCGACAUUCUUCGAAAAGUGUCUGGACAAAAAAACAUAAUUCAACUGAAGGAUUGCUUUGAAUCAAAGGCCUUCUUCUUUUUGGUAUUUGAUCUGAUGAAGAGAGGAGAACUCUUCGAUUACCUCACAGACAAAGUCACCCUAAGUGAGAAAGAGACACGAAAGAUCAUGCGCGCUCUUCUGGAGGUGGUUGAGUAUCUUCAUACCCACAAUAUCGUCCAUCGUGACCUGAAACCAGAAAACAUUCUGUUAGAUGAUGAUGUGAAUAUCAAACUCACUGACUUCGGUUUCUCGAUCCAGAUUGAGCAUGGACAAAGACUGAAUGAAGUUUGUGGAACACCAGGUUACUUGGCUCCAGAAAUCAUUGAGUGCUCCAUGGAUCUCAACCACGCUGGCUAUGGGACUGCUGUUGACCUAUGGAGCACUGGCGUGAUCUUGUACACUCUUCUGGCUGGAUCUCCACCGUUCUGGCACAGGAAACAAAUGCUGAUGCUUCGAAUGAUUCUUGCAGGGAAAUAUGAAUUCAGUUCUCCGGAGUGGGAUGACCGCUCAGACACUGUCAAAGACUUGAUUUCCAGAUUAUUAGUUGUGGACCCGCAACUUCGCUAUACAGCUACAGAAGCCCUCAAUCACCCCUUCUUCCAACAGUACAGGGCCGCAGAAGUUCGUCAUUUCAGCCCUUACAGGAAGUUCAAGGUUAUUUCUAUGACCGUACUUGCCGCCAUGCGCAUCUACUGCAACUACCGGCGUGCCAAACCUGUGACCAAGGAAGUGAUCUGCAGCGACCCGUACGCCAUCAAACCUCUACGCAAAAUGAUUGACGCAUGUGCCUUUAAGAUCUACGGCCACUGGGUGAAGAAAGGGCAAACUCAGAACAGAGCAGCUUUAUUUGAGAACACUCCAAAAGUCAUUCUGCUCUCUAUUGCAGCUGAGGAGAUGGAUGUAGCACACAGGACUUGGUGAGGGUUCAUCAUCUCCAGUUACUACUAGAUACCACAAUUUACCUCAAGACCAUGUUGAUAACGGUCCAAAAAUAGACCUCUAUUGCUAUGACAGCAUAUCAGACCAUAUUAUUUACACAGUGAGAAGGAAACAAGUAAAUUAUCUUCCGGGGCCUUUUAUUUCCUUUUAAAUGCUAAACAAGUCAAACCAAUAAAAAUGUAUGGUAUUAUUUAAUACAAUUGCAUUUUAAUUCCAUUACAUGGUUUCAAUUUUAUAUCUAAAAU
Molecule: messenger RNA, 1485 nt
Organism: Rhinichthys klamathensis goyatoka
Lineage: Eukaryota; Metazoa; Chordata; Actinopteri; Cypriniformes; Leuciscidae
Gene: phkg1b
Product: phosphorylase kinase, gamma 1b (muscle)
Exons: 9
Coding region: 38-1222 (394 amino acids)
Biological process (GO): glycogen biosynthetic process; protein phosphorylation
Cellular component (GO): phosphorylase kinase complex
Molecular function (GO): ATP binding; calmodulin binding; phosphorylase kinase activity
Source: RefSeq, a predicted model, not a curated record